UAAAGGCCGGGCGGGCCGGUGCCGCCGCGCUCCCGCCGCCCCGCCCCGCCAUGCCGCGCGGCUUCCUCGUCAAGCGCAGCCGGCGCCCCGGCGGCUCCUACCGGGCGCGCCCGCGGGAGCGGCACCCGGACCGGGACCCGCCGCCGCCCCCGCCGCCCGCCGCCGCGGACGGCCCCGCCGCCAGGCAGGGGGCGGAGGACGAGGGGGAAGGCGAGGAGGAGGAGGGCGCCGCCGCCGCCGCUUGCCCCGCGACGUGGCCCGGCGGCAGCGGCCCCGGGCUCGCCCCGCCGGGAGGGCCUCCCGCCUGGGGGUCGGCGGGGCCCUGCAGCGCUGCGGGGCCGCGGGCAGCUCUCUUCGAGCGGUGCCUCAGCUCCCCCGCCUCCGCCGAGUCCUUCCCGCUGGCCGCCUCCUUCCCGCCCGCCGAGAAGCUGCUGCUGCAGCCCCGCACGCCGCUGCCCGCCCCGCCGCCGCCGCCGGUGUCCGCGCUGAAGCGGCCGCCGCGGGCCAAGGCGCCGGCCAAGAAGGCCAAGGCGACGCGGAAGCUGAGCUUCGCCGACGAGGUGACCACCUCGCCCGUGCUGGGGCUGCGCAUCAAGGAGGAGGGGCCCGAGAACCGGCCGGGGCCGGGGCCGCCGGCGGGGCGCACGCCGCUGGGCGAGUUCAUCUGCCAGCUGUGCAAGGAGCAGUACGCGGACCCGCUGGCGCUGGCCCAGCACCGCUGCUCCCGCAUCGUGCGCGUCGAGUACCGCUGCCCCGAGUGCCACAAGAUCUUCAGCUGCCCCGCCAACCUGGCCUCGCACCGCCGCUGGCACAAGCCGCGGCCCGGCCCCAGCGCCGACGGCUCCGCUGCGGCCGCCGCCGCCGCCCCGCCGGGCAAGGAGAACAGCCCCGAGCGGCGGCCCCGCGGCCCCGGCGCGGACAGCGCCGGCGGCGCCCCGGCCCCCCCCGGCCCCGGCCCCGCUGCCGGCGGCGGCCCCGGCGGGGAGGCGUUCGCCUGCCCCUGCUGCCAGAAGCGGUUCCGACGGCAGGCCUACCUCCGCAAGCACCUGGGCACCCACGGGGCGGCCCGGCCCGCCGCCUACGGCCCGCCCGAGCGCGGGCAGCUCGCCUUCGCCUGCCACCUCUGCGGCGCCCGCUUCCCCUCGGCGGACAUCAGGGACAAGCACCGGCUGUGGCACGCCGUGCGGGAGGAGCUGCUGCUGCCGCCGCCGGCCGGGCCCCCCGAGGGCGGCGCGGCGGGCGGCGAGCGGCAGGGCUUCCCCUGCAAGCACUGCCCCGCCACCUUCUUCAGCGCGCCCGGGCUGGCGCGGCACGCCAGCAAGUGCCACCCGCCCGAGAGCAGGCAGGUCCUGCUGCUCCAGGUGCCCGUCCGGCCGGGCUGCUAGGCCGGCGGCCGCCCGCGAUGGGAUUGCUCCGGGAGCCCGGGCGAGCCGAGCGAGUCCCGUCCACGCUGUAAUUCCUAUGGAAAGUCGCGGUACUCACGGCUAACGGAGGCGGAGGAGCCGCCCGCGGGGGCCCGGCCGGCGGGCAGCACCGCUCGCCCCCCCUUUCCCCCGCCCCCUCCCCCCCCCCCCCCCCGCUCCGCGCCCGCACGGCGGGAGGCUCAAGCGCCCCGCGCAACGGGCGCGCAGCGCUGCGCGGCCGCCGCCGCAGGCAGCCCGGGAGCUGGGCCCGGCCGGCAUCUGCCGGGAUGCGGGCGCUGCCGGGGGCGCGGCUGCCGGCCCACCGAGAGUACACCUUCCGUAGCUACUCUCGCGUAGAAGUACAGCUGUAUAUACGAUAUUUAAAGAGAGGAAUUAUUUUUUUCGUGAGAAAAGGAGCCUGAUCUAGUGACCUGGUUUGAAUAGCCUUAGCCCCCGAGCUUCAACUUUUAAGUUAUUGUGAGGUGUUUCGUUUGCUGUACUCUGUACUGAGAUAGUCGAGAAGGUAAAUGUUCAUAUGAAGUCAAUGUCAAGUCAUAUAAUAGCUAGCAAAUCGUAUGGGAAAUUAAUCGUGCUGUCUGCUUAAUUAAAAUACAAGGUGUUGAUCUUCUAUAGCUCAGUACGCAUCUCCCGCUCACCCCGUGCACCUGUACCCUCGCGGCCAGGCGGUGGGCAAACUGUGCCUCCCCGGCAGCUGCCCCUUCCCAAACCCGCUCCCUCGGCGGCACGGUGGCGCGGCACGGACGGCAGCGAGAGGCGCGGCUGGGUCUCUGGCCGGGCAGCGUGUGGCCCUGCCGUCGCCCCCCGGCCUCCUCGGGCGGCCUCCGAGCCCUCUGCCCCUGAGCCACGCUGCCGGCGCGAGCUCCUCCGGGUCUGCUGAGCAGCUGAAGUGAGAACACGGAACAGUCUUUCGGGGUGUUGCUAAAGCGCAGGCGACAGGCGACCUUCCUCCUCCCUGGCGAGACCUCUACCUUCAGCGGAGCAACCCGCAGUGUGCGUGUUCCCCGGCUUUAACGCUGGCCUGGCCAAACGCUUUGAAAUACUGUCGAGUUUACCAGCUACUGACAUUUCAGCCGGUAUUUAUUUAUUUAUUUAUUUAUUUAUUUCCCCCCCCCCCCACGCACGAGUGCUUGUUUCUAAAUGUGAUAGCAGAUGAGGCCAAAAAUAAGGGCAAGCAAAUUCAAUAAAGGAUUUAAACCAAACCUGACGCCUUUCUUGAAUUCAGCAGGGCAAAGUGGGUCAGGUCAGCUGGUGAUUUCCGAAGAACCGAAUUGAUCCCAGCUGUAGUCUUUGUUCUAACACUCUCUCUGAAAGGAGCAUGCAAAAUAUUUCAAUCUUUUGAUUAGCAUCCUCUAAAGCAAUUAUUUCUAUAGUUUUAUAUUUUACUACACGUAACAAAAGACUCACAUGUAACACGCCCAGAGGCUGAAGGCAAGUGAUAAGUGCUUUAUUUUAAAUGUGCUUCACGGGCUUUCUCAUUUUUACUUCCAGGACCUGGACAAAUGAAUUAAUACCAUAUAAGCUAAAGCAGCCAAGAUUUGCUGCCUGAUGAAGGAGGCUAAACUUGCAGCUCACUCUUCUCAGGCCAGAAAUGAAGCACAUUAUUUUAAGUUGCGCAUUUUUCCAUCAUUUGUUGGUAAUGGAGGCUUAAGUAAAAAAGUCCGUUUAUACAAUUAAAUGAGUUCUCCCCUGGAGAAGGUCACUAUGUUUUUUUAAAUCAUCAGUCUCCUUUCUCCAUUUGUGCAAAGACGAAGGGCUCCAGACCACAGAAACCUGAUGAUUAUUAACUGCUCCUACAAUUAGCACUCGAACCACCAGCCUGCAGGAGGGAACGUCCUGCGCUCUGCGUUACCUGCGGGGCUGCGUGUGGUGGUGUAUUCACUAGGGCCAGCGAAAAGUUUUCAGUACGGUGUUCUUGGGAUGGGCUGGGGAAAAGCUCCUAAGAACUCGUGUGCAGUUUUUGAUAUGAAAACUAAGCUGUGUAUCGCACUUAACUGCUCCACACGUAAUAAUGUUGUUCUAUAAACUGGAGUAAGAAUUUAAUCACUGAGGUGAAUGACUAAUAUACAAAAGGUGGUAAGAAUAAUUUUAUUGUAUUAUUAAAUAACAUGUCUUCUCUUCAACCAUUACAAAUUUGUAGAUACUACAUGAAUGACAAUACAUAAUUUAUCUUUUUAUUGUUGCCCAUAUGAUAUAUUUACACAUGCAGUUAGUACCGAUGUCAUGCUACAUUUUGUCAAGAGCAUUUUGUUUGCCAGAUUCAAAAUGUGAGCAUUUCAUCUUCUGUAGGAAAAUAUCUCUGGGUGGAACAUGUGUACUAAUCUGCACUCACAGGGUUGGAAUUGUCAGCAUCUCAGGCGAGGCUCCUGGAAGAUGUUCCCUUUUCUUCUCUAGUACACAUCAUCAGAGCAGUUAAUUUCUAUCAGGAAAGUGCCUUUUUUUUUAUUUGUGUGUUUUUGUUUUUUUUUGUUUUUUUUUUUUUUUUUUGUUAAAUA
Messenger RNA from Tyto alba (common barn owl), 3916 nucleotides. It is a transcript of the gene INSM2, whose product is annotated as INSM transcriptional repressor 2. The coding region runs from base 51 to 1385 and encodes 444 amino acids. Gene Ontology annotation, molecular function: RNA polymerase II cis-regulatory region sequence-specific DNA binding; DNA-binding transcription repressor activity, RNA polymerase II-specific. Gene Ontology annotation, biological process: negative regulation of transcription by RNA polymerase II; neuron differentiation; regulation of cell cycle process. The record is from RefSeq and is a predicted model, not a curated record. Gene Ontology annotation, cellular component: transcription repressor complex; nucleus. The transcript is spliced from 2 exons. Lineage: Eukaryota; Metazoa; Chordata; Aves; Strigiformes; Tytonidae.